This is a messenger RNA of Colletotrichum graminicola M1.001, 345 nucleotides long. RefSeq lists its product as uncharacterized. NCBI's taxonomy places the organism in Eukaryota, Fungi, Ascomycota, Sordariomycetes, Glomerellales, Glomerellaceae. The record is from RefSeq and is a predicted model, not a curated record. Bases 1 to 345 code for a protein of 114 amino acids. The transcript has a single exon.
AUGCGUCCUGUCUCCAUCGCACCCCUCUUGGCACCGGCGACCGCCCUUCCAAUCGCCCCGGGCCAGGUCAACGUUCCCCCCGAAUUCAACUCUAAGAUCGGCUCGCCAAGUCCUGUGAUCGACUGCGUGGGCAUUGCCGUCUGCAACACGAUCACGGUGGACAACGGGAACCAAAGCCCAGGUUCGUUAAGCCAGCCGAAACAGACGCCGCUGCAGCAGCAGCAGCAGCAGCAGACGGGAUCCGGCGGAGUAGGCGGCUCACUGCGCCGAUUCUCAGCCCCAGCCUUACUCUUCCAGGGCUGUUGGAUUGUGUCGGCAUUGCGGCUUGUAACCCGGUUACUGUGA